Messenger RNA from Enterobius vermicularis (human pinworm), 510 nucleotides. Lineage: Eukaryota; Metazoa; Nematoda; Chromadorea; Rhabditida; Oxyuridae. The record is from the annotation of a GenBank genome assembly.
AUGGCUAUCGACCAAUGGGUAUGUCGUCCAUGUGGAAUACUGCUUGGAAUUUGCCACGUUAUAAUUGGCAACUUUAUGCUGAUUUUUGAUAUCAUUACUAAUGAAACAUCAGAAACCAUAUUUGGUACUAUUGCAGCUAUUCUGUUCAUUCUUUGUGCGCUAUUUGCUUUUAUAUCAAUCAGGAGAUUGGACAGAGCAGCACAAAUUCUACUCUUAAUAUUUGCUUCGUUUGCAUUUUUAGUCAGCCUUGCAAUGGUAUUGGAUAGCGCUGCAGUUGUCAAUUUGAAAUCUGAUUUACUGCUUUUUGACCAAAAAGAUGUUGAAGAAACAACUGAACCGGCAUAUGAAUCUUCUAACGAAGUUCAGACAUCACUUGAGGUCUCAACUGUCGACACAACUGAUGCCUCUACAGACGAUCUGCACAGAUGUAUUUACCAAACGCAUUCUGUCCUGCUAUGUGUUGGAUUAAUCGAAUGUAAGCGCCUUAUCAUGUUGCGAAAAUAUAAUUAA